GCUAUUACUGCGCAUGCUUAGUGCGAGCUCAAGCGCGGUUUGCCAGGCACAUGCCGGGGCUUGGAGCAACUGCGGCAGCGGGGCCGGGAGGCAGGAGAACAAAGCCCAGAUCCCGGGGGCGGGGCUCUGGCCCAGACCGGACGCUGCUGUUGUCGCCGUGUGACCCGGGAGCCCGGGCUGAGCAGCUAUUGCUCCCCGGGGUCUGUGCGGGGGGAGUCCGGCAUUAACCCCCCCGUGCCCGGCCGGGGGGGGGGGCGGCUUUCUCCAGCUGGGACCCGCCCCCUGGGUGGCCCCGGGCAAUACCCUCACCAGCCCUCGGACCAGACCCCCCUAGCUGCAGAAUGACGUCCAUGUUUUGCUCCAGCUCAUCCCGUCCUCCCAUGGGACAGAGGAGAGAAAUGGCUGCAGAGGAGCCAGUUCAGAGGCUGGUGACCUUCGAGGAGGUGGCUGUUUAUUUCACCAGGGAAGAGUGGGCUCUGCUGGACCCCGUUCAGAGAGCCCUCUACAGAGACGUCAUGCAGGAGAAUUAUGAGAAUGUGACCUCGCUGGGGUUUCCAGUUUCCAAACCUGAUGUGAUCUCCCAGCUAGAACAAGGGGAAGAGCCAUGGGUCCCAGACCUCCAGGAUUCAGAGGAAAGAAAGAUCUUGAAAGCUCCCUGCACAGUUGAGGAAACAUUAAACCAACUCAGAAUCUCAGGUGAUGCAAUGGUAUGUGAGAAUGAGGAGCAGAAUUCUCAGCCAGAAAAUGUUGAGCAAGUGGAUAACCACAGAGCAUUAUCACCAAGAUCAAAAAGGAAUUUGUCCAGGAGUCUUGAUCAGGGAAAAUCUUGUGAAAUUCAGCACAGACCAGAGAGAGAGCAGGGAAACCAGCCAGGGGAGAAAGUGGGUCAAUUUAUUUCCUGUUGGGGAACUCAGAAGGGCGUCAAGGAAACCACAACACAGCAGGAAAUCCUCAGGAGAAAGAGGAAAAAUACAUGCACUGAGUGUGGGAAAAACUUAACUCAAAGAUCAGGCCUUUUUCACCAUCAGAGAAUCCACACAGGGGAGAGGCCCUACGAAUGCAGUGAGUGUGGGAAAAGCUUCACUCAAAGAUCAGCCCUUUCUGGUCAUGAGAAAAUCCACACAGGGGAGAGGCCCUACGAAUGCACUGAGUGUGGGAAAAGCUACACUCACAGAUCAGCACUUUCUGAACAUCAGAGAGUCCACACAGGGGAGAGGCCCUAUGAAUGCAGUGAGUGUGGGAAAAGCUUCACUAGCAGCUCAGCCCUUUCUGAACAUCAGAGAAUCCACACGGGAGAGGCCCUAUGAAUGCCGCGUGUGUGGAAAAUGUUUCACUAGCAGCUCAGACCUUUCUAAACAUCAGAGAAUCCACAUAGGUGACCGGCCCUAUAAAUGUAUUGAGUGUGGGAAUACUUUCUCUUGGCACUCAGCCUAUAUUAGCCAUCAGAGAAUCUGCAAUGGAGAUUAACACCAUAAAAACGUCUAAGUCAAUCAAUAUUUUUUUUCUUUAAUACUUUUCCUGAUUCCCACAUAGUAACUUCUAAAGCUGUUUGAACUGUUUGCAGCACUGUUAUCCCUCAGCUUGUCCAGAUGAGUGGCCCAUUUUUGCCUUUUGCAGUUUGCCCUCUUUUUAGGUGGACCUAUUUGUCCUUUCUAUUGUCCCAUGAAUAAUCUGAGUGUGCUCUUCCUAUCAGGAACUAGGGAGCAUCACAAUUCUCCUAUUGUAAAGUUAUUGUUAGAGUCACCAAUGAUACAGUUUGAUACAAAUGAUACAGAUCGUAUCAUUUCCAGUUGUUCUCAUGUUGCUCUGGGUUUUGCUGAAGAGCAGUUAUAUUGGGAACUUUUCAAAUUAUAUUUAAAUGAAGAGGAGCAGGGGUCAGAAAAAAAGAGGAGCUGGGACCCCAGACCAGGGGUGCAGGUGGGAA
Malaclemys terrapin pileata is the source of this 1924-nucleotide messenger RNA. RefSeq names its product zinc finger protein 470-like. The transcript has 5 exons. Gene Ontology annotation, biological process: regulation of DNA-templated transcription. Lineage: Eukaryota; Metazoa; Chordata; Testudines; Emydidae. The record is from RefSeq and is a predicted model, not a curated record. The coding region runs from base 342 to 1307 and encodes 321 amino acids.